GCUAUUUAGUUUUGCUUAUUGCUACAACACGGCCGGCGAAAUAUAUUUGAAAGUGGAUGGGCCAAGAUAUAAAAGUCUUGAAAGGGCCUAGAAAAGGCCGCCACCGCUUGGCGGCAAGAAAAUUUUUAAGAAUUAUUGUGUCUUAGGGGUGGCCAGAAACUGUAUCUAAAAUGAAUUUUGACUGAAGGUGUCGCAUAGUCGCAUUAAUUGUGAUGUUGACUUGAAACAGAAAAGUUUUGCAAAGUUUUAGAAUAACCACUAUCAUAUAGCUCGUGAUGAAACCUUUUUUAGAUUUUAAAAUUACCCGAAAUAAGAUUGGGGAGAAAAAUAAAUGAAACACGGGUUAAUAAAAAAUAUUAACGCUGAAAUAUCAACAGAAGAACUAUCGACUGGAAAUAAAAAUUUAAGCAAUUUUGUACAGUUAAGAUAUAACUUUGUAACAUCUGAUCUUAACUUUUUCGGAAAUUAAAUGCUUUAAAAAAGAUUUGGAAAAACUUGAAACUGGGCUUGUCCAAGGGAGUUUAAAUAGAAUAUAUAACUGCGUCGAUAUUUUCUCUUUCUUAGUAAGAAUGGAUCAUCCAAACGAUCAAACUCUGAAGUUAUCUUGAUGAUACUUUUUAAGAACAAAUCUGCCCUUACUUUAUUUCUCAUAUCCUCAAAAAAGUUCUUUCCAGCUGUUUCUUUUCCUUCAGCAGCUGAUUUCUCUCUCUUUGCGAUGUUUCUGAGAAAGUUUUCGUUAACAAAUAGACCCCGUGUGCCAAGUUUAGGCAAUGGAAAAAACGAAACUCCGUCAAUUUGUGCUGGCACCAAGUUAUUUUGGACUAGAUUUCUCGAUCUAUUUGCUAAGCCAAGCUGUCACUCGUUGUAAAGCUUAGACAAUGACCAAUUUUCUUCGAUCUUAUUCCUAUAUUCAAUACUGUGUAUGUCUUCUAUGGUAAAACAUAGCAACCAAGGUAAAGCUAAGGACACAUUCAAGAGAAUACUAGGCAAAGUUACUUACAGAAUCAUAUACUACAUUCACUUUCACUUUUGCCUAAAAUUUUUCUUCAGCUCUCCAGAAAAGUGGGAGGGAGGGCCACGGCCACCCCGGCCCCCACGGUUUCGCCGGCCCUGUAAUAAAUAUCUGAAACGUAUCAAUAGCAAUAAGUAAUAAUAGAGUAAAAAGGUUUUGAUAAUUAUUCUAAAAGAACGAGUGAGAGAAGGAAAGGCUUUGAUGCUCAUGUUAAGCAAAAUUUGAAAACGAGAAAGGAAGGUUUUCAAAUCAGAAUCUAGUGUAAUUUACCAUAAUAGCAAGCCAUUGAACAAAUAGUUCAGGGGAAAUGUUUUUAUAAUUUCUUUCAGGUAUACUCACGUGCAAUUUUUACGCAUUCUGGUUUUUUUUAUCAAAAGCUUCCGGUUUUGCAUUCGGUCAUUGGGAAAGUACCUCCACAUAUUCUUCUAAAUUAGAGCUAACAACUUCAAACAUUUCAUAAAGCUUGUGAAAUAACGGAAGUCAUCACGUAAAUUUUCUUGGAAAUAUCACUCUUUCUGUUACACUCAGGGGUGUAGUGCUAGGCUGAGCCCCGUUGUUAUUGCCAGAAAUGGCAAAUUUCUACUUUUGUUAUUGCUUUUUUGCAAAAGUUUGUUAAAGACACCCCCCCCCCUAUGUUAAUAGCACUACACCACUGAUUGCGAAUCGUCAAAAGCCAGUACGUUUGUGCCCUCAUUUACUAUAUGUUCUUAAGUUUGAUGCGAGACAACAUUUAUUUUCUGCUGUUUUCAAGUGUCCAUUAGCUGAGGUUUCUCUGCAUUCUCAUCGCUUAAUCACAUGAUGGUCUUUUCUGUACGGCUUUUGGUUUUUGGUUUAUGGUUUUUUAAAAGUCAGUUGAAACACAGGAGUUAUAUACAAACUGCAAACUUUUUUUUAAAACAUUGAUUUUCCCAAUUUUGAUUUUUUUUAUAUAACGUUGUAAUAUUAUUUAAGAUUAUGGUAUCAAACUAGAGGGUUGUUUUUAAUAACGAUAAAUUCUGUAAACGGUAGACGAUAAAUGCUCUUCAAUGCAUUCCCUUUGAAUAAUCCAUUCAUAAAGAUUUCUUCAAAAUUUCACUGAAGCAUACUUAGUAGUUUCCUCUGACACUCCUCAAGAGCGUGAACAUCUGAUAAUGACCAAAAGAUAAGGUGUAAUGUAGAUGUAGAUGCAGGUCGAAUAUAGCACGAUUAGCCGAAUGACUCGUAGAACAGUCUUCCUCAUUUUUAGCCUGUGGUCCAGACCCCUUUCAAGUUAGAGGUCUUGAACAUAGUAUUUUUUGGCAUCGGCAAAUGUUUCCGAUCAUUUUUUAAGCCACAAAGUUACUACACAAUUACUUGCCGUUUUGCAGUACGAUUAACUGGCUCUAAAAGUAUUUGUGAUCCACGGACAAUUCUUCUGACCCUUAUUCUGUUUAAUUUCACGAAAGAAUCGAAGGGUUUUUUCGUUCUUUUAGAUAAUCUUUCUUGACAUUGAAAAUUUCUUGUUUUUUUCUUGUUAAAGCAACAUCUUUGAAUCGAAAAAAAUGUAUUUUUCAUGGACAAUGAUGUUUGUGCUGAAAAUUAGGUUUUUGAAGGCGAUUAAGUUCCAAAAUUGAAUGCUGUUUUACUAACACUCUAAAUCUCAAUUAUUUUGGAAGACGCCCUAAGAGAUCUACACUAAAACAGCAAAAUGACACCUUCACUUCAUGAUCAUCAUGAAACAACAUAAAAUAGAAAACAAAUACCAAAGACGUUUUCUGUCUUUCAAUUUUCCAAAUGAACUGAAAAAAAUAGGGACCCAAAAAACAACUUGUCAGAAUACAAUGGUCAGACAUCCGUUCUUGAUAUUGGGCCCACUGGUUGGAAAAGAGGGGGUGGUACAACAUUUGUGUAGUGCCAUGAAAAAAGGGCAAAAUUAGGAAUGCUUGUCAAACCCCAAUGCGGUGAAUACCAAUCCCUUCAACUGCAUUCUCAUUUUAAUGCUUGGAUUUGCUUUAUCAAUAUGUAUUUGUAUCGUUUUUAAGGCAAUUUAAGACCCUCGAAAAUGACCCCAACAGACAAAAGAAAGAAAUAGCAGUGACUACUUUUUGCAUAAAGGGUAGCCCCUCUCGUUCGACUUUGAACUUUUCCCAGAUCUGCCAUUAGUUGCAUGUAGUGGAGUAAGAGGUUUCAGCUGCGCGCUUUCCUGGAAAAUAAGCUGGUUUCUGUGCUUCAGUUUCGUUUGGAUUAGCAAAGAAAUUUGACUCUAUUUUGAAUGUAUAUUUGCCAGUGUAACAUGACCGACCAUCACAGUAUAUCAUUUACCUGCCUUGUGUACAUUGUCACCUGACCAUCUUUGCUGUUUUUUGUUAUGACUAAAGCUGUUACAAGAUAUCCAAUCGUUGUAUGAAUUUUAGAUCUCAAAUUAUGCAACUUGAAAAAGGUAAAUGGUAGGGAACAAUCGAACUUCCAGAUACGGAUCUGCUGCACGUGCUGCUGACUAAAGGGAGUCAACCUUUUUCAAAUUAGAUUAAUCAAACACAUUAGAUUUGUAAACUGUCACUGCACCAAAGUAGAAUUUAUUGAACAAAAAGAAAGACUUCUAAACUGUUACUGUUACUGUUUCUUUAACAAUAAAAACUCAAUACUGCCAAAGGAAGUUUAUAAAUGAAGAUACUGCCGUAUAACCUCGACUUUUCGCAAGAGAGAAAAUAAUCGGUCACCAGCAGUACGUAUUGCUUCAUUGCAUCACGUGUUACCUCCAAGCAUAAAGCCACUCCACGGUGCCACUAUAUUCCCGUAAAGCGUUUCCAAAUCCUGGCGAUGGUGUUAUUUUUCGUAAGGUUACACGUAAUCUUUUUCAUUAUUCAUAGUAUUCUUAGUCAGGUUUAUUAAUACCAUAAUUAAGAUCUAAUUAGAAGAAGCCUACUCAUUUUCUUACUUUCAUAUUUGCUCGUGCUAGUCCGCUUCUUGGUUUUAACAAUUUCUGCUCGCUCACAGGGAAAGAAAACAAAGUUUCCCCUUUAUAUUUCUGAGGGUAUUUUGGAGUAGAGCAGAAUGCCCCAACGCCAGUUAAUCUUCAAGGUUACCCCAUGGUACUGUACUGGCAUUUCCUUACAUCAACAGAUCUGUGGUAGAUAGAGAGUGGAAAUCACCGAAGCUUCAUAAAACAGAUUGAACAUUGCAAUCCAUGUACUGGAAUCCAGUCAACGGCGGUGUGCAAUAAGUGCAAUUGAUGACGAUAAAGCCAUGCUAAGCGCCUUUACUGAAGCACUAAUCAUUCUCAAAUAGUUCAAUCCAAAAGACAAUAUUUAAUGUGUACGAAUUUAAGCUUGUAGAGAGAGUCUUUUUGGACUGUCACAGACAAGACAUAAACAAUGCGGUGCGUGGAACGUUUCGUCUACUUUUUUUGCUCAACCGUUGUACUUUUUGCUUGCCUUGGUACCUUCGCCUCUUACUUUCUGUCCACGAGAACAAAUGAAACACACAAACAGACAACGAGGAUCGUAAAAAUAGUUUGCCCCUUGGUCAUGAUUGGGGGGUUUAUUUUGAUGGCAAUAACACGAUGCUGCUUUCAGGAGAAGCCAAGGAAUCCAGCAAAUCUGCAAGGAGGAGAGCUUUUUUGGCGUCGCUCACAGAUUGACGGGCUCCAAGCUAAUGGAGUAGGAUACGGAAAUAGAAGCUUCUAUUGGCAUGAGCUUGAUGUUUAUACCCUGCCUACGUACUCAGAAUCAGUUAACAAUCCUCGUUGUUCUAUUCGCCAAGGUGAACUUCCACCGAAAUAUGAGGACAUUAUGGGAACCAUCAUGGACAAUGAGGGCUUGGAGAGUGAAGAAAUGCAUGAGGCGUGUCAAGAUUCGCUGGAACUCUCUACUUCAAGCGGUAGAGUAAUCAAUGUUUUAUCGCAGACUAGCCCAGCCCAAGAUUGCGAAAUAGAAAUGAUCAUAAAUGGCAACAACAGCAACAACAGAAACAGCUGUAAUGAUAACAGCAACAACGAUAAUGAUGACAGUAACAACAACAUUUGCAGUGAAAAAAUUAACGAGAAUAACGCUACAAAUCUUGAUAGAGAGAAAUGACAUUGGGUUCUUUGGUCAGCAGGUGUUUUGGUUCGUUGCUGAGGAAGAGCAUCGGCAAUUCCAGCCAUUUCCGUUAUAGUUUUUAGGCGACCAAGAUUUAUUUUCCAGAUAGGAAAAAACCUAAAAGAAAACUCGGAGUUUAUUCGCAUAGUUCAUGUGAACUCCUGUAACUCUACACGACAGCACAAUAGAUCUUACAGCUGUUUUUGAGAUAAUUCCAGUUUUAUGGAAUAUUUAACGUCCUAGCAUACCAGCUGCAAUAUACAAUCGCCUGCGUUUAUUUUCAGCUACGAAAUACGUGUUUGCAAGUAUGAAACAUUAUUUUCGCCAUGUUCAUACAAACUCGAUACUGAAAUAAGUGUUACCGUUAAACUCGAGGAGUUGACCCGUUUUCUUGAAAUUAAAUUGCAAGGUGACAUUCCUGUGAAACAGAGCCAGGAAUUCUCGGAAAAUAUACUGUGCAGGGAUAGUGCCACAUUCUAGAUAAAAAAUUUGUUGUAAUUAAAAUUUGAAUUUUUGAAGAUUUUCAGUGGCUUUUGCUGGUGUUAUAAUUGAUACAGUGAAGUAAAAAAAUCUAUAUAUCUCUAUAAAACUUUGUUCAAUUUGAUCUGUUGAAAUAUUAUAUAUUCUUUAAGGUAAUAACAUUAUAUUUCGCUAAUUUUCCAUUGUUAGAGCUUUUUGCGCAUAAAUUUACUGUAUGGACUCAACCAAAAACUUUACAGGUAUAGAAUUCACCUUCAACUUGAUUGACGUGCACAUUAUGGACAUGUUUACCCCAACGGUGUCACAUAAACUGUUCAUAUACAAGGAGGUCCAUCCGCAGUUAUCAAAAAUCACUUAAAACUAUCAGAAACAAAUUUAAAAGACCCAAAAUUAUCAGUUUUGGUCAGACCCAAUAAUAUAAAAAAUGAAAUCUUGUUGUGGGAACCACUAGUACAUAAGAAACCACUAGUCAAAGUAAUUGAGACUGUUUCCUAUAAUGAUAAGUUUAAACACACCUGUUAUUUCAUUCUUCUUUUGAUAUCGUUAUGUGAUAGUUGAACCCAUAAAUAUCCAAAAACUAUAUAGUUAAAUCAGGUACCCAAAAGGGUCAGAUCACCAGGACAAUUUUUAUCAAUAAUUAUCGGAUUGACCCAUUCUGUAUAUAAAAGUUCAGAUAACCCCCUGGGAUAUUUUCAAGCGUUAUCCUGUGCAAAUACUAUUUAACAAUAUCAUAGAUCAGCUAUGUACAUGAGCUUUUUGCUAGUCAAUAUAGACCAAAAAACCUCCCGAGGAAUCUACAUCAGCAUUCAAUUAUGGUAGGUCGUAUGACUUUAUGCAUUUUAUAUAAUACUGUUUGGAGGUAAAUUACUAUUUUUCUGUCUUUAUUUCUAUUGCCAGUUUCAAUUUUUUAGUCUCCAGUUUUUAGCAUUGUAGUCGGAAAAACCAGUUGGUCUAUGGUUUUCAAAUGCUCGUGGCAUUUCCAUCAAGGGUUCGCUUCCCCAUCUAAUCUUCUAGUUAGAUGGAGGAAUGUAUUUUCUUUUCAAUGUCUACAAUUUUUUAUGCCAACCAGCCAAUCAUAUUGGCUGACUGUUUCGAAAUCUCGUUGUUCUUGCCUUUUUCAAAAUUCAAAAAGUUUUUAAUUGCUUGCUUCCAGUACUAAAAUUUUGUAACUCUUUCCGACUGCCAAGUACCCGUUUCUUGUAGAGAGUUUCAGAUAUGGAUGAAGUGACAGUAAUAAAACAUAAAGAGAAAAAUCUUCGUUUUUAUGCAGUGAGGAAAGUUCCGGUGGGAAUAUUUUCAUCUAUUCAGAAAUUUUUACAGGAGCAUAUCUAAUUUUGGUCUUCGUUGGGCCAUAGUAAAUAAAAAAGUGACUAUGGUUGAGCAAUGUUUUGGUUGUCAUUUUUAAUGUGCUAAAUGUUUUGUUUCUUAAAGUGAACUUGAGAAACAUGAAAGAGGUUUGAAACGGGAAAUCUUUAUAAUCGCUACUCGUUUAAGUCCCCGCCUUAAAAAUAAACCGAUUUAUAACAGCUCAAAUAAUAAUUGUUACUGUUGAACCUCUACACAUAACGGACGGACAAAUAUACCGGUCCAUUAAGAGGCUUGCCUCAGGUCUUGAAUUUACAAAAUGCGAAGGAGCGUUCGUUUAUCUACUCGACCGCCAUUUUGAUAUUGAACAGAGUGAAAAAGAAAUGGAUGUAUUACUUGCUGAAAUUGAGCGGAAAAGAAAGCAAAUCGACUCAAAUGAAGUCACAUCGAAUAAAAAGUAUUUCCGACGGGGAGAGCUUGCAGCAAAACAAGAAGAAGAAUAUCGGAAGAGGCAAGAAGAAAAGUUGCGAAGCAAAGGCCUACUUGACGACAGAGCAGGGUCUAGCAAGACAGACCUUCAAGGGGAUAUUGCAAAAGCGUUAGACAAAGGAAAAAAGGCAUCCGAUGGCGAAAAGAAGGAAAAGAAACUCUCACACGAUGAAGUUGUAAAACGCCUGAGGGAGAAAGGAGAACCAAUAAAACUAUUCGGGGAGACGAACGAUGAAACUGCGCAACGGCUACGCUAUGUGGAAAUGAUGGCAAAAGAAGACGACAAGGGCCUUAGAAAUGAUUUCAAAGCUGCAAUGGAUAAGAUCGAUCAAGACUUUUUAGAUGAACUUGUUAAUAAUCAGGGACAAGCAGGUGCAAAGGAAGCCAGUGAUAUUAAAGUCAAAGGUGAUUUUAUUGAACUUGAAACAAUACAAAGUAUGGCUGAAGAGUUGGGCAAAGGGAAUGGUGAAAAAGAUGCCGAAUUCAUUGUCACAUUUUUGGUACACUUACAACAUCUCUGGGCUAGGGGUCUCAAUGCACGUGAUCAGAACUUAAAAACAAGCCUCCAAGGUAAACUUGAAAGUGCUAGGUUUCAUCAGACUGUUGAAUAUAUGAGACCUCUUUUUAAAAGCCUCAGAAAUAAGAAAAUUGAUGAAGUUAUUUUGGAAUCACUAACUGAAAUUGUUUCUUCAGUGUUGGAAAGGGAUUAUGUGAAAGCUAGUGAUCAUUACUUGCAAAUGGCCAUUGGCAAUGCACCUUGGCCAAUUGGAGUAACUAUGGUAGGUAUCCAUGCUCGUACUGGAAGAGAAAAGAUUUUCUCAAGACAUGUAGCUCAUGUUCUCAAUGAUGAAACUCAGCGGAAAUAUAUCCAAGGAUUGAAAAGACUUAUGACAUAUGCACAAAAGGUGUACCCUACUGACCCCUCAAAAUCUGUUGAAUAUAAUGGUCUAAAAUUAUAGUCAACAGGUGACAUUUGAUGAAAGUUUUCUAUCUUUUCUUCCUCAAGCUGCCAUUGCUUAAUGAUGUUUAUAAACAUGGACAAUUGAAAAUCUUUUCAAAUAAUCACAUUCUGUAUUUUAAUGCUUCACAUUGAAAAAGCUGUGUUACACUGCAGUGUUGACUGUGAAUUCCUAUUUAAAUAGCAAGCCCCAUACUUUAUACAUUUGUUUGAUAGUGAAUUGAUGAGGAACCUUUCAAGUGGACACAGAAAUUAAAAUGUAAUCAUUCUGUUUUAAAAUUAUUUGUUAAACUGUUAUUGUAUUAUACUCUUAAAGACACAAAACCCUUGAGUUUCAGUAUUUUUGUUAUGCAAUUUCACAGCUUCAUAAUUUUUUUUAUUAAAACAAAAAUGAGAAAAAGAGAAACCAUUUGAAGAAA
Rhopilema esculentum is the source of this 8700-nucleotide messenger RNA. Lineage: Eukaryota; Metazoa; Cnidaria; Scyphozoa; Rhizostomeae; Rhizostomatidae. The record is from RefSeq and is a predicted model, not a curated record.